This is a messenger RNA of Hevea brasiliensis (rubber tree), 1604 nucleotides long. RefSeq names its product WAT1-related protein At5g07050. The record is from RefSeq and is a predicted model, not a curated record. Gene Ontology annotation, molecular function: transmembrane transporter activity. Lineage: Eukaryota; Viridiplantae; Streptophyta; Magnoliopsida; Malpighiales; Euphorbiaceae. The transcript has 7 exons. The coding region runs from base 160 to 1383 and encodes 407 amino acids. Gene Ontology annotation, cellular component: plasma membrane.
AAAUUUCUUCCUCAGGGAGAAGCACACAAAACCUUCUUUUGGGUAUUCUUCCCUCUCUUCCUCAUUACUUCUUCAUUCCUUUCCUUCUCCUUGACCUCUCUUUGGGGAAAGAAAGAAAGAAAGAACCAAACCGAUCCCACUGUUUUUGUCCCAAGAAAAAUGAAGAACCAACUGGGUUGCUGCCUCAAGUUUCUUGAGACUUCUAAACCCUACUUUGCUAUGAUCUCCUUACAAUUUGGCUAUGCAGGGAUGAACAUUAUUACCAAAGUCUCACUGAACCGUGGCAUGAGCCACUAUGUUCUUGUAGUUUAUCGCCAUGCUUUUGCCACUGCAGUUAUCGCCCCCUUCGCUUUCAUUUUUGAGAGGAAAGCACAGCCGAGGAUUACCUUUCCCAUUUUCCUGCAACUGUUUGUCCUUGGCCUUCUUGGACCUGUGAUAGAUCAGAACUUCUACUAUGCUGGGCUGAAAUUUACAUCUCCAACUUUCUCUUGUGCAAUGAGCAACAUGCUUCCUGCCAUGACAUUUGUAAUGGCAGUCAUAUUCAGGAUGGAGAAAUUAGACCUAAAGAAGUUGAGGUGCCAAGCAAAAAUAGCGGGGACUUUGGUGACAGUAGCUGGAGCAAUGCUCAUGACCUUAUACAAGGGUCCAAUAGUGGAGAUGGUGUGGUCUAAGCAUGUUCAUCCUCGAAAAUCCUAUGUUACCGAUACCACUGGAACCACUGACAAGGACUGGUUCAAGGGCUCCAUCCUCCUUAUCUUUGCUACCCUUGCCUGGGCCUCAUUGUUCGUUUUACAAACCAAAGCUUUGAAGACGUACAAGAAUCAUCAGCUUUCUCUAACAUCACUUGUGUGCUUUAUGGGCACCCUACAAGCUAUAGCUGUGACUUUUGUGAUGGAGCACAAAGCCUCUGUAUGGAGAAUUGGCUGGGACAUGAACCUUCUUGCUGCUGCCUAUGCUGGGAUUGUGACAUCAAGCAUUUCAUACUAUGUCCAAGGAUUGGUGAUAAAGAAAAAGGGUCCAGUUUUUGCUACUGCUUUUAGCCCCUUGAUGAUGAUCAUAGUAGCCAUUUUGGGUUCUUUCAUCUUGGCAGAAAAGAUAAAUCUUGGAGGUGUGAUUGGAGCCAUCUUGAUAGUAAUAGGGCUUUACUCAGUCCUGUGGGGGAAGCACAAGGAGAGGAUGGAGGAUCCUUAUGAGAUACCUGAACCAGUAAAGGGUGUUCAAGGGAAUGGCAAUUCAAUGACAACAAUAGAAGAUAUUGAGGCUAAUGAAGUUAUUGAUCUACAAAAAGCAGAAGCCAACAGCAAGUUGUCUGCAUUGGCCAUUAGCAUGCCUAUGCCCAUGCCAGAGCUUCCAAUUAAAGCCACUCAAGAGCCCAAAGACUAAUUAAGCAGAAGAAAAUUCUAUUGGGACUAGGCUUCUUUUUUUUUUUUUUUCUUAUGAUCAUUCCCCCCAUUUUGUUAUUAUCUUUUUUUUUUUUCUUUAAAGUGAUAUAAACAUGGGGCUUUGCAGUGUUUCUUCUUUUUCAAUUUUUCCUCUUUGCGCUGUGGUAUAUUUUGUACGAUGAAAUUAAAUGAGAGAAGCCAGAAAUUACCAUUUGCAUAAAA